This is a messenger RNA of Acanthosepion pharaonis, 738 nucleotides long. NCBI's taxonomy places the organism in Eukaryota, Metazoa, Mollusca, Cephalopoda, Sepiida, Sepiidae. The record is from the annotation of a GenBank genome assembly.
AUGCAUACAUACAUUAUCUUUCUUUUUUCUUUGUUUCUUACUUUCUUUUUUGCUUUCUUUCUUCCCCCCCUCUCUCUUUCCUUCUCUCUUUAUAUAUUCAUAAUGAAUGAAUACACUUCUCAUUGGCUGUCGUCACCCUUUCCCUUCUCUAUCUACCAUCUCUCACCCUCUCUCUCUCUGUUUCUCUGUCUUCCUGUCUCAUUUCCUCCUACCAUCUCUCUCUCACUCUGUCCCUUCUCUACCAUGUCUCAUCCUGUCUCUCUCUCUUUGUAUCUCUGUCUCUUCUCCUCCGACUAUCUCUCGCUCUUUUCCUAUCUAUCGUCUCUCACAUUCUCUCUCUUUGACUGUUUGUUUCUUCUCCUCCUACCAUCUCCCUCUCGCUUUGUCCCUUCUCCAUCUACCAUCUCUCUCUCUUUUUGUCUCUUUUUCUCUCUGUCUCUUCUCUCCCUUCCCUCUCUCUUUUGCUCUGUCCCUUCUCUUUCUACCAACUUUCGUCUUUCUAUCAUCUCUCUCCGUCUGCAACCCCAUUUCUUUAGGGGAAUGGAAUACGUAUUAACAAAGACCAAAACAACGUCCCACCUGUCUCUCUCUCUAUUUCUGUGUAUCUGUCUGUCUCUCUUUUUGUCUAUCUGUCUGUCGCUCUGUCUAUCUGUCUCUCCCUCUUUUUACCUAUCUCUCUCUUUCUCUCACGCAUUCACAAAAAAAAGAUCUCCAAUAUUAGAAAUGGUUUCUUUUUAA